Molecule: messenger RNA, 627 nt
Organism: Notodromas monacha
Lineage: Eukaryota; Metazoa; Arthropoda; Ostracoda; Podocopida; Cyprididae
Source: the annotation of a GenBank genome assembly
AUGUCUUCGAGGAAAAAGGUUUUGCUGAAAGUCAUCAUCCUUGGUGACAGUGCGGUGGGAAAGACAUCAUUGAUGAAUCAGUACGUGAACAAGAAAUUCAGCAACCAGUAUAAGGCAACUAUCGGGGCGGAUUUCCUCACGAAGGAAGUGAUGGUUGACGACAGGCUAGUGACGAUGCAGAUCUGGGACACGGCAGGACAGGAGCGGUUUCAAUCCCUCGGGGUAGCAUUUUACCGCGGAGCAGAUUGUUGCGUGCUCGUCUACGAUGUUUCUGCGCCUAAUACUUUCAAGAGUCUGGAGUCUUGGCGAGACGAGUUCCUCAUCCAGGCUUCCCCACGAGACCCCGACAACUUCCCUUUCGUCGUCAUUGGAAACAAAGUGGAUCUGGAAAACCGUUCGGUUCCCGCGAAGAGGGCCCAGCAGUGGUGCCAACAGAAGAACGGGAUCCCGUACUUUGAAACGAGCGCGAAGGAAAAUGUGAACGUGGAACAGGCGUUCCAGACAGUGGCCAAGAACGCGCUGGCGCAGGAGACCGAAGUGGAGCUCUACAACGAGUUCCCAGACCAGAUCAAGCUCACGAACGACCAACGUGGUGGUGCGAACCGCAACGACACAUGCAACUGCUAA